AUGUCCAGCAUCCUUGCAGGAAGUCAUGAUCUAGUGAUCCAGAACCCACAUUUCCAGGCGAAUACCGGCAACACGAGUUACACAACGGUGUAUCAGACUGGUGGAACGAGAGGAUUCAACAUCCUCAAGCAGAACGUGGCGCCGAAUGCCUUCUACGACUCCGACGAUCGUCCCGAUCCUCCAAAAUGCCAUGAGAACACCCGCGUCGCCGUCAUCAAGAAGAUAAUGGACUGGGUUGUCGGAGGCGAAGGCGAGGAGGCUUUUAUGCUCUGGCUGUACGGCCCAGCUGGGGCAGGAAAGACAGCUAUUGCACGAACAGUCGCAGAAAUCUCUGCCAAUCGUCAACUUCUCUUCUCCAGCUUCCUCUUCUUUCGCAGUAGUUCCAGACGGAACACAACCAAGUCCUUCGUCGCAAACAUCGCCUAUCGCAUGACCCUGACUGUUCCGCACUCGAAAUCGCUUAUCGAAGACGUCAUUGAAGCCGACCCACUUCUAUUUGAUUACUCCCUUGAAGUCCAACUCAGAAGACUCGUGUUCGAGCCGCUCCAGCGCCUGUACAUGUUCGAUCCCAACGGCGGAUCCCAACAGCCAUUCCCACCCUUGAUCGUCGUAGAUGGUCUCGACGAAUGUCAGGAUGAGAGCGCUCAAUCCAUGCUCAUCGAGCUGCUCUCAUCUCUCCGACGACGUUAUACCGUCCCUCUCAAGAUUCCAAGUCGUCCAGAACAGUACAUAAAAAUUGCAUUCAACUCCAUCGACGCACCUUCUGUCGUAUCAUUCCUCGAACUCAACGACGGCUUCCAUCCAGAUGAUGACAUCCGUCUGUUUCUGGCCGACAAAUUCCGGACAAUCAGGACCUUCCACCCAUUACGGAACCUCAUUCCACCUUCCUGGCCGAGCGAAGGCCAAUUAGAUGAGCUAAUACGAAAGACCUCUGGACAAUUCAUAUAUGCUGGGGUUGUUGCCCGCUUCGUGAAUUCGGCUUGCAAUCUCCCAACGGAGUGUUUGGACAUCGUCCUGGGUCUUCAACCACCGGCUCGUGAUUUGCCGUUUGCUGAGCUCGACACCCUCUACAAUAGCAUCCUAUCCCGCGUCGCCGAUCUUCCUUUGGUUCUGAACAUGCUGGGGAUCAUUAUCGCCGCCCAGCAAGCAAGGCAUUCUGGACAGUACCUUGACAUAUUGAUUGAGUACAUCUUGGGGUUGAAGGCGGGCACCGUAAUGGUCCAACUCGGUGACCUACAAUCCCUAGUGAACUCUGGAUCUGGUGAUGUAUUUCCAUCUAAAAUUGCAUUUUACCAUUCUUCAUUUCCAGAUUUCUUGGUCUCUAAGCCGAGAUCUGGGCAUUUCCAUAUUGACAUUCUUAUGAUGCAUGUAAAGAUCUUAGAGUGGGGGGUGCAGCUCCCUCCAGAGCCUCAGAGGGAUAGCGUGGCAUGGAUAAUUCUCAAUAUCAACAGGCACUUGAGUGCUGCGCUUCCCCUAUAUGCAGACCACCUGUGCCCAUAUUUAUGGAAUUUUCCACUGGACACUUACUUGGACCACUGCCUUCGGGUUGGCGGCAUAUUGCAUUCGAUGCAGUUAAUGCAUUUCUCCGCCUUGACCGGACCCGAAUGGUACACCCUACGUCUGCGUUAUACUGCAACGAUCAGAGAGAACUUUCGUUGUCGCAUAGACCGUUGUCCUAAUCCACAGCGCUUCUAUUUCAUCGGAACCGUAUGGUUCAUGAUUUGGCAUAAGUUCCCUCUCUCUUGGACUUCCCAACAGCUACGCCUUUGGGGAACCAAUCAGCUAUGGGAGAUGAUGACCAGAGUCUUCGGCCUCGAUUCAUCCGACUUGCAAUGGGAUUCAGAGAACCUCAAACUUCUGCGCCACCCAAUGCUCCUCCUUAGUUCUCUGCCGCAUUACGAUUUCAGUGCUGGCGCCUUAGACACGAUCCUGCAUUGGAUUGGAGGAUCAAGCGACUCGCUCCCAGAGUACGUUGCGUCUGGCAGAUUGGCAGAAAUUGCCCUCGCCUGCCUGCGCUAUCUGCGACGUUCACCUACAUGGCCUGUUCACGAUUUCCUUCGUGAAUGUGCGAAACGCUCUGCCCGACGGCCGUGGCUCCACCGACUACGGAAACGGCGGAUGUUUGGCCGCCUCCCAUUGACAGCAUGGGAUGCGAGACACACAUUAUUGACCCUCCCUGGGCAUCCCCGUUGUUUGGAUUUCGAUUACCGCUUCAUGAGCGACUGGGGACGUACUAUGCAGAAGGAGAAGGAAGAGGAAGAGGAGAAGGAAGAGGUAUAUUCUCUGUACCAGUACUCCGUGGUCCUCAACCUCCUCACGCUCGUUCUUCGCAUCACAAACGUCUCACAAGAGCUUACGGACGCGCUCUCAAAGCCACUCAUACUACAUCCAGCCUCUCUGAUGUUCCCUCGUCGGACGAAGCGCAUGAAACAGAUGAUCAAGAAGUACUUGAAGAAGGCGUCAAGAUUUUCAGCAUCAGAAGAUUCAUGGGAAAGCUCUUCGGAUAGCUCAUCCGGAGAGACCGACUACGUCUCCUGCUCUGAGUAG
Cyclocybe aegerita is the source of this 2547-nucleotide messenger RNA. The record is from the annotation of a GenBank genome assembly. Lineage: Eukaryota; Fungi; Basidiomycota; Agaricomycetes; Agaricales; Hemipholiotaceae.